Molecule: messenger RNA, 1617 nt
Organism: Durusdinium trenchii
Lineage: Eukaryota; Dinophyceae; Suessiales; Symbiodiniaceae
Source: the annotation of a GenBank genome assembly
AUGGCGGAGCAAUCCACCGUCGUGGAGGUGAAUUUUCUGGAUCGGCAGCUGAACAUCUCGGUGACGACGGGAGAUGGUGAGGAUUCGCCGGCAAAGGAGACUUUGCAUAUUACCGAGGAGGAUGAAAGGUCCUUGAACUUGGCUGCCUUGGCGCAGAAAGUGGCGGAAAGCUCUCAGCUAGGCGUGCUGCCCGAGCAGCUCAUGGAGCCACUGCGGGAGCUCCGCGUGGCCGGCGGCCGUGCGACAGGCGCCGUGGAGGAAGCGCCAGAUUUUGAUGAGCAGAGAUCAGAUGAGCCCGCGCAUUGCCCAGUGGAGAAGACCAUCUACCUCCGCACUCUGGGUGGGGAGAGCUAUGGACCCUUCAGCUCAGCCACUACACAUACCGUUGGGCAGCUGAAGUCGAAAGUGUCUGAGCAGCUGCAGUGCCCACUGCGCCAGCAGAGACUGGCUUAUGGCCAAGAGCUCUUGCCGGACGGUCGGAGGCUGGAUGAGAUCGGAGGAGGUCAGACAGUAAUUGAAUUGCAACUGAUGCUUCUGAGCUCGGAGAAGUGUCGCGUCGCAGGGCGCCUGCGGCCCAUGGCCCCGUGGGAGCUGCAACAUGAGAUGGAGGCGAUUUGGGAGGCAGAUCAGCAGGAGGCCCGUGUGUGGAUGAGGGAUGGCUCGAAGGAUGAUGCGAUAAGCCUCGAUUUCGCUUUCGGCCCUGGUGCUCAAAAUGAAGAUAUUUUUUGCUUGGUAGCUGAUUUGCCUCAGAAGGCUUUGGAAGGCUUUAGCUCUGCCGUGCUGGCCUUGGGUGCGCGGAAGACUGGCAAGAGCUUCUCGUUGAAUGCCCUGGAGCCAUCAGAAGGCCUUCUCCCAAGGAUGAGCCAAGAGCUGUUUGAAAGAGCGGAUGACUCGGUGGUCAUAGGCGUGUCUUUCAUGAGUCUCUACCACGAGGACUUCAGGGACCUCUUGAGCCCGCACACGCCUGGCACACCUGGUCGUAACCUCAACCUGCGGGAGUCUCAGACCCGUGGCAUCUACGUGCAAGGUCUUUCCACCCGAGAGGUGAAGUCCCACGAGGAGCUCUUGCACUUCUUGACCAUGGGCCGCACUCAACUCGUGAUGGAUUGCACCAAUAUGGAGCUUGACAGCUCAGAGGUGACCAUGAUCUUCACGAUCUACGUUGCACAUUUGUCAGGAGCUGAUGCAAGCCUUGCUCAGAUCCAGGUAGUUGAGCUGGCGGAUAGUAAUAGCAAUGCCCAAAGAUGGCAUGUGGCUGCGCCAAGUGCAGGCGCGGCACGAUUGCGUGACCGACUGCAAGCGUCCAUGAGGACGCUGCAGGAUGUGGUCAGUAUGCUGACGAGGAAGGACCAGCGCCGCCCAAUCCCUUACCGCAACAGUAAGCUCACGCGAUUGCUGCAGAGCUCUCUUGGGGGCGGUCAUUUGCUGCGGAUUUUGGCCACUGCCAGCCCAGCUGACCAGGAGCAGACUGAAAAGACUUUGCGGUUUGCCUCGGAACUACGGCAGCUGUUCAACUAUCCGAAGGUGUCCGGAGUUGGGACUUCACUGAGACCGGGCCACUGGAUGCCUUCGCCCAGGCGGUGGAACGGGAAAUGCAUGUUGCAUCGCCAGAGGUGA